CCCCUCAACUCCGCCGCUUCCUCCUCCGUCACCUCCGCCCACCCAUCUCCCCCGCUUCACCUCACUGACAAUUCCGCCGCCGCCCCCAUCGGGGGCGCAACUCUUAAUCUUGACGACGUCAAGCAGCUCUACGCUACCGUCCCCACCGGAAAACUCCUUCGAUCAGCGGUCACCCUCCACGCGGCUGCGAUGGAGCCGCUGGUCGAUCUUGGUACGUGGGUCACGCGGUCAGGGCUCAUGGAAAUAGAGGUGUUUCGGAAAAUUUUUCUGGGAGUGGUGAGAAACACCUUCUUCAAGCAGUUCUGCGCCGGCGAGGACCAUCAGGAGGCCUGCCGGACGGCGGCCAAAAUCUGUAACUCCGGUCUGAGGGCCAUGUUGAAUUAUGGGUCGGAACAUGCAGUAGACAACGAAUCUUGUGAUAGGAACUUGGAAGGGUUUAUUCGGACGGUGGAGGAAGCUAGGUCGCUUCCCGAAUCCGCGGUAAGUUUUAUAGUCGUAAAAGUUACUGCAAUUUGCCCUCUCGGUCUGCUGCAGAGAGUAAGUGAUCUGCUAAGAUGGGAAUACAGGGAAAAAUCUUGCCACCUUCCAUGGAAGCUUAACACUCUCCCAGUCUUUUCCGACUCGAGCCCUCCUUGUCACGUGCAGAAAAAGCCAGACCCGUUAACCCCAGAAGAAGAGAAAGAGCUCCACUUAGCCCACCAAAGACUCCAAAAAAUUAGCCAAAAAUGCAUAGAAGCCAGUUUGCCUUUAGUAAUUGAUGCAGAGGAAAGCUGGAUUCAACCCGGCAUAGAUUACUUCACGUACUCCGCGGCUAUUGCCCAUAACAAGGACAACAACCCGAUCAUUUACGGGACAAUCCAAGCUUACUUGAAAGAUGCCAAAGACAGGUUGUUUCGGGUCAUGGAUGCCGCCGAGAAAAUUGGGGUGCCGAUGGGGAUUAAGCUGGUAAGAGGAGCUUGCUUAUCCAAGGAAAGACAAGUAGCUGCUUCUCUCGGGGUUGAGUCGCCAGUUCACAACACAAUCGACCAAACCCACAAUUGCUUCAACGACUGCGCUUCGUUCUUGCUCGAGAAGGUUGCAGAUGGCUUAGGGGCAGCAGUUCUUGCAACUCAUAACGUAGAAUCAGGGCGAAAGGCGGCAGCUCUGGCGCGGGGUUUGGGGAUAGGAAGCGAAAACCAAAAGCUCCAAUUUGCCCAACUCUAUGGAAUGGCUGAUGCACUUUCUUUUGCCUUGAGAAAUGGUGGAUUUCAAGUCAGCAAGUAUAUGCCAUUCGGACCAGUUGACCUAGUUAUCCCCUAUCUUCUCAGAAGAGCUGAGGAGAACAAA
Thlaspi arvense is the source of this 1326-nucleotide messenger RNA. Lineage: Eukaryota; Viridiplantae; Streptophyta; Magnoliopsida; Brassicales; Brassicaceae. The record is from the annotation of a GenBank genome assembly.